This is a messenger RNA of Nomia melanderi (Alkali bee), 1667 nucleotides long. RefSeq lists its product as uncharacterized. Lineage: Eukaryota; Metazoa; Arthropoda; Insecta; Hymenoptera; Halictidae. The record is from RefSeq and is a predicted model, not a curated record.
CCUUAUUUGCGAUACAUACCUUAAAAUGCCUCUCAUCGCAUCCUUUGCUUCGUAUACGAAUCGUAUCGCACAUCUGAAUGUUUAUGAACUUCAAUCUAUUCGCGCUAACAAGAAUUACAUUGAAUUGCCUUCGGUCGGUGGUUUUCGAUUAUUUACGUUGCGUAUUUGAACAAUUCGGUGAGCGUCGAACAUGUCAAAUUGUUGUACGCUACAUUCCUCUGGAUCACGUGUUUUGUUCAUUAAAUUAAAGUAUCUGGACACCCGCAAAAUAGAGCAACAGAAAUAGAAGAAGUUAAUAAUAUUAUGAGUACGAUCGAUAAUAUUUAGUUUACGACAUAUAUAAGAUUGCAAGUGUAAAGUGACCCGACAAACCGUAGUCGUAUUUACGUCUGUCUACAGAGAUCGUUCUUCAUUUCAAAAGAAAACGUGGCAAUUUCAAUCGCAAACAAAUUGACGGAAAUCAAGUGAAAAACAUGGAAGAUACCGACGCUAAACGAAACGCGAGGAGAAGACGAAUUUUGGAAAAUUCAGAAAAACGUUUAUUAAAAAUUACCGGUUUAAAUGGUGAUACCAAAAUAGAAGAUACAUCUAGUCAAACUUCAUUUCUGUGUAGAGGGAUGCAAGAAGAAAAGUUACAACGGAAUGUAAAUGGUUUGACGUUAGAGAAAUCCGAUAACAGAAUUAAGGGUACAAACUUUUUUGAGUCGAAUAACACAUGGAACAAUACAUCGACCUCUCCAAGAGAUGAAUGUGACAAUGCCAGAACAAAAACAGAGCAUAUCGAUAAUAGGCUUGCACAACCAAGUAUUUCAGUACCUCCAGUGCUAAUAAAUCGUACAAAUUAUGUAUUGUUAGCCUUUGUUGUGAACAUAUUACUCGUGUUAGAACUGGACUACUUAUUUGGGAAGACACUUUUUAUACCAUAUCUUCCAAUAAUGUUGGUUCGUUUGUACAUUGUUACAAAUAGACGAGGAACACAAGACAAUAAUCUCUUCUAUACUGCUUUGAUCUUAUGUAAUAUUAAACCUCAAUUGACUUAUCAAUUUAAAAAAUUUAUGACAGUGCUGCACACAAUGGUUCAGGAUUUGGCUUUAUACAUUUUUAGCUUUACUGCAAUACAUUAUGUUCUUUUUCAUUGUUUAUGUACAACCAAUACUUUAACUGUUCUAAAUAAGCGCUUAUUGGAACAAAUUAUGUAAAAGUUCUAUAGAAAAUAAGAAUAUACAUCGUACAUUGACUUAAACUUCUUAUCAUUUGCAUAUUAUUGAUUUCUACAAUGUUAAAAAUGCAUCCACAAAUGAAAUACUACAAAUUUUACAAAUAAUACAAUUUAAUAGAUGUAAAUUUAGAUUGUAAUUUAUAAUUUUAAGUCAAGAUAGUUACACCUCUUUAUUAUGUUUCAACUUUUCUGCUCUCCUUUAGAAGAUGUAUGUUUUGUACGAUUUGCAUGUCUUACAAUAUCUGGAUGUCCUAAACUUAUCAUUUCCUUUUCCCAUGCGAUUAGGUCCUUUUUAUAUUGCUCCAUCAACUUUGUUCCCUCUACUCGAUACUGCUCUUUUUCUGCGUAUGACAUAUUUUUCCACUUUUUUGACAGUUCACUUAUCCAAUCCUAGUAGAAAGUGAUUAAAAAAUGUAAGAAAUAAUAUAAUAAAAAAGAAUAAUAAAUA